AUGGCCGGCCUCAAUGCGCUCUUCCGGCCCGUGCCGCUCUUCGGCGCCGCCGCGCUUCUCCGCGUCGGCAUGCUCUUCUAUGGUCUCUGGCAAGACGCCAACUCGGCAGUCAAGUACACCGAUAUCGAUUAUCUGGUUUUCACCGAUGCCGCCCGCUUCACAGCGCAGGGGCGCUCACCUUACGACCGCGAGACCUACCGCUACACGCCUCUUUUAGCAUGGAUGCUCGUUCCGACCGCCUGGGAGGGAUGGUUCUCAUUCGGGAAAGCGGUUUUCGCUGUAGCGGACCUUUUGGCGGGAUGGCUGAUUGUGCGCAUUCUGAAGAGUCGCGGCGUCGAUGAGGGAAGGGCUUUGAAGUUUGCCAGCAUCUGGCUUCUCAACCCCAUGGUUGCGACAAUCAGCACGAGAGGAAGCUCCGAGGGUCUACUUGGUGUGCUGGUGAUGGCACUCUUAUGGGCCGUUUUGGAGAAACGGACCGCAUUGGCUGGUCUGCUGCUCGGCUUUGGAGUGCAUUUCAAGAUCUACCCAUUCAUCUACGCACCGGCAAUCGUCUGGUGGAUGGAUGAUGAGACCCUGGGACGAAAGGGGGCUGAGGGUGCGAAGUCUCUUCCUGAUGUCCUUGUCAACUUCUUGAAUCCGGGGAGGGUAAAGCUGGCUGCCGUCAGUCUUGCAACAUUCAUGGGUCUGAACAUUGCCAUGUUCGAAAUCUACGGCACCCCGUUCUUGGUGCAUACCUACUUUCAUCACGUCACUAGGAUAGACCACAGGCAUAACUUCAGCCCGUAUAACAUCCUUCUCUACCUCAACUCGGCACUGCCAUCCACAGCGACCAUCAAGGUUGAGUCUGUGGCAUUCUUCCCUCAGAUUCUGCUCUCGACCAUACUCAUCCCUCUCGUUCUGGCGAAGAAGGAUCUCGCAACUUCAAUGAUGGCGCAGACUUUUGCAUUUGUUACCUUCAACAAAGUCUGUACCAGCCAGUACUUCCUCUGGUACAUGGUCUUCCUCCCGCUCUACCUUCCCAAUUCUGCAUUUCUGAAGAGCCCGAAGCUGGGAGUGACGGCGCUGGGUCUUUGGGUUGUUUCUCAGGCUGCAUGGCUGCAGCAGGGAUUCCAACUCGAGUUUUUGGGAUACAGUACGUUCUUCCCGGGCCUUUUUGCUUCCUCGGUGGGAUUCUUCUUGGUCAACUGCUGGAUCCUAGGUGUCAUCAUUGGUGACGGAGCCGACACGGCGAACACUGUCAAGACCAUUAAGGCCAAGAGUUGA
Messenger RNA from Colletotrichum gloeosporioides, 1263 nucleotides. RefSeq names its product GPI mannosyltransferase 1. Gene Ontology annotation, cellular component: glycosylphosphatidylinositol-mannosyltransferase I complex; membrane. Gene Ontology annotation, molecular function: alpha-1,4-mannosyltransferase activity; GPI mannosyltransferase activity. Bases 1 to 1263 code for a protein of 420 amino acids. Gene Ontology annotation, biological process: GPI anchor biosynthetic process. NCBI's taxonomy places the organism in Eukaryota, Fungi, Ascomycota, Sordariomycetes, Glomerellales, Glomerellaceae. The record is from RefSeq and is a predicted model, not a curated record. The transcript is spliced from 2 exons.